AUGAAGGCUUCUUUCGUCCCCUUGCUCCUGACUGGGCUAGCAGGGCUGGCGUCAGCCGCCUCCAUUGCUGACGCUCCUCAGUGCGCUAUAUCCUGCGCUCUUUCGGCUCUUCCCCAAUCGCCUUGCACCAUCUCGAAUCAAACGUGUCUUUGUGUCGAUCCGACUUUCAACAGGCUUGUUGGCGACUGCAUCAAAGAUGCGUGUACAAUAAAGGAAACAUUGGCUGUUACAAACUUGACAUGGUCGUCCUGCGGGCUUCCCCUGACUGAUCGGACGAGUACGGCACGAUACACAACAAUCUUUCUAUUCAUACUACCAGUGGUUUUCAUGGCAAUCCGACUAUCGGCUAGGAUUCUGCGUCUUGCACCCUGGGGCGCAGAAGACACAGCAAUAUGUAUCGCUUUUGCAUUUUUGAUACCCUUUCCACCGAUCAUCUUCGCCAUGAUGCGAUAUGGUUUAGGACGAGAUAUCUGGACAUUGCAGCCAUAUGAGAUUACAAUGUUUCUGAAACUUCAGUUCGUUCUCCAGCUCUUUUACAUCUCAGGACUGGCAGUCAUCAAGGCAUCGGUGAUAUAUUUGUAUAUACGAGUCUUCAGCAUUCAAGGCUUCAGAACCCUUCUCUGGUGCACGCAGAUUUUCAACUUUCUUCUCGGGGGAAGCUACAUCUUGCUCAGCCUCGUUCAGUGCCAGCCAUUCCAGCACUAUUGGAACGGGUGGGAUGGCGAGCAAGAUGGCCACUGCGCAGAUCUCAACACAAUCGGCUUGACGCACGUAGCGUUCAAUAUUGCGCUAGACGUGUGGAUGCUGAUUCUUCCGGCAACGCAACUGUAUAAGCUUAACAUGGAACUCAAGAAGAAAAUUGGCGUGAUGGCGAUGUUCAGUGUAGGCGUCUUCCUCACUUCAGUCAGCAUCGUACGAAUUAAAAGUCUUCUGGUCUUUGCUACAAGCUUCAAUAUCACUGCCGAGUGCCUUUGGGGUAUUAUUUGGUCCUAUGUAGAGCUCUGCGUGGGGAUCUUCGUUGCCUGCAUGCCUGCCGCCCGGCAGCUUGCGUGGAGGUUCUUCCCCAAACUUGUCAAUUACACCCGAGAAUCACUUACGGGGUCAAGUAAAUCAAAGCGUGAGGUGCAGAACGAGGAACUCACACCUAUCGCCAAGGGCAGACAGUCCUCAAAGAGAUCUGGUGCCACCACGGUUACUGACUGUUUGAGACACGAAGAGUGCUGCUACCACGGCAAUGUCAUCCCAGCUUGGAUUUUCUCGAUCUCUAUUUCCAACUUCUACUGA
Molecule: messenger RNA, 1284 nt
Organism: Colletotrichum scovillei
Lineage: Eukaryota; Fungi; Ascomycota; Sordariomycetes; Glomerellales; Glomerellaceae
Product: CFEM domain-containing protein
Exons: 9
Coding region: 1-1284 (427 amino acids)
Source: RefSeq, a predicted model, not a curated record